Oncorhynchus keta (chum salmon) is the source of this 3392-nucleotide messenger RNA. It is a transcript of the gene ankzf1, whose product is annotated as ankyrin repeat and zinc finger peptidyl tRNA hydrolase 1. Gene Ontology annotation, molecular function: protein binding. NCBI's taxonomy places the organism in Eukaryota, Metazoa, Chordata, Actinopteri, Salmoniformes, Salmonidae. The coding region runs from base 22 to 2622 and encodes 866 amino acids. The transcript is spliced from 15 exons. The record is from RefSeq and is a predicted model, not a curated record.
GUUUGGUAGGAGGAUUGUGACAUGUUGUUCACCGUGAUUGACCACACACUCCAGCACGAAGCUCCGGAGUCCACAAUGACCUCAGGUCCAGAACAACGCUCCGUGUUUGAGUACUGUCUUCAAGACUCUGCUCUACAGGAGGUCCGAGGAGUUACCAGUGUUCAUGAGCCUCCUGAACACUGUCAUGGAGUGACUGUGUGCCCCAAGGAGGAUCUCCAGGAUGAGAAACAGCCAGAGAGCAGCCUGGGUAGAGAUGUGUCUGACAGGAUGGUGUGCUCGGCCUGCCAGUGCCCCUUCGACACCCGGGAGGAGCAGAUGGAGCACUACAAGCUUGACUGGCACCGUUUCAACCUGAGGCAGAGACCAUCUGGUAAAACCCCAGCCACAGUGGAGGAGUUUGAGAGGAAGACCGGUGGAGGAGACAUGUCUAGCAUCUCAGGUUCUGACUCGGAGGACGAGGAACCAGACAGUGACUGGGCUGUGGAGAACACCGAGGCUGCUCCUCUACAGAAGGACCACGGUGUUCUAGAAGCGGAAUCCUUCCGUCGCCUCUCCAACCGGGUCGUGUUCCAGAACUCUCAGGGGCAGUACCUGGCUGUCUACCGCUGUGUUCUGCAGAGCAAGUCUGCCAUAGAGGAAGACCUGGUGGCCUCUCUACAAAGUCUCAGUAACAAGACUACGUGGGUCAUUCUGAUGGCAGGUGGUGGACACUUCGCUGGAGCCGUGUUUCAAGGGAGAGAGGUGUUACAGCACAAGACGUUCCAUCGGUACACUGUAAGAGCCAAGCGGGGGACAGCCCAGGGUCUGAGAGAUGCUAAGAACAGCAGUCAUGCUCCUAAAUCAGCCGGAGCUGCCCUGAGGCGAUACAACGAAUCUGCGCUCGUCAAGGAGAUCCAGGACUUACUGGAGAGCUGGUCUGACCACCUGACUGACGCCAGUGCCAUCUUCCUGCGGGCGCCCAGCCAUAACAAAACCCUGUUCUUGGGGGGUAAAGCGGCUCCGCUGGUCAAGAAGGACCCUCGGAUCAGAACACUGCCUUUCCCCACACGCAGAGCCACCUUCAGAGAGAUAAAGAGAGUACACGAUGUCCUCUCCACUCUAAAUAUAUAUGGUAAAGACACUGACAUCUCCGACAUCCUGAGUCCCUCUAACAAGGUGUGGAAGAAGGCACGUACACCUGUGGCUCAGCCAGAACCUUCCCAGGAGACAACAGCACCCCUAGUGGAGGAGGAGGAGAGUUCAGGAGAGGAGCUGGAGACGGUGGAGGUGACUCUGGGAACUCUGGACCUCCGGGAGCAUGAGAUCUAUCCUGCCAGGAGGAAGAAGAGGAGACGCAGGACAGAGGACAGAGGUCUAAGUAACAGGGAAGCUGUGGGGUCUCCUGCUGCUCCUGAAGACAGUAACCAGGAGAGAGGAGGAGAGAAAGACCAGGGGAGGAGGAAACCCAAGGGGAAGACGACGAUACAACAUGAAGAGGAGGAGCCUGAUGAGUCCUGGGACUAUGGUCUGAGGGAUGCUCUCUACACCGCCUGUAAGACUGGAGACCUGGCCACCCUCAUCAGACUGUUACCAGUGAGGAGGGGAGAGCAGGAUGGACAGAGAGAGGACCAGGAUGGACAGAGAGAGGACCAGGAUGGACAGAGAGAGGACCAGGAUGGACAGAGAGAGGACCAGGAUGGACAGAGAGAGGACCAGGAUGGACAGAGAGAGGACCAGGAUGGACAGAGAGAGGACCAGGAUGGACAGAGAGAGGACCAGGAUGGACAGAGAGAGGACCAGGAUGGACAGAGAGAGGACCAGGAUGGACAGAGAGAGGACCAGGAUGGACAGAGAGAAGACCAGGAUGCAAAGCAAGAGGGAGAGAAGAAUCAGGGAGAGGUGGAGGAGAGCUGCUCUUCCCAGGCCCCUGCAGCCCAGAGUCCACUAGUCCAACUCAACCAGCCCAUAGACCCUGCAGCCCAGAGUCCACUAGUCCAACCCAACCAGCCCAUAGACCCUGCAGCCCAGAGUCCACUAGUCCAACUCAACCAGCCCAUAGACUCCUCAGGCUUCACUCUGCUUCACGUGGCCUCCGCAGCAGGACAGAAAGGAGUGGUCCAGCUGCUGAUGGAUGCAGGCAGCGACCCGGCAUGCAAAGAUCUGACCGGCCAGACUCCCUACAUCGUUGCUCCUGACAAGGACACCAGGAACGUGUUUAGGAAGUACAUGGCUGAUCACCCUGACAAAUACAACUACAGCAAGGCUCUGGUUCCUGGUCCGCUGACGGCCGAGUUGGAGUCCAAGAAGACGGAGAAGAAAAGGGCUCAGAAAGCGGCCAAGAAAACGAGGGAGAGAGAACAGAGAGAACAGAGGAAGAGACUAGAGAUGGAGGCUGAGGAGAAGAAAAGAUUUGCCUCCUUAAGCGAUCGAGAGAAGAGAGCGCAGGCUGCGGAGAAGAGGUUGGCAGAGCAUCAGGCCUCAACAGGGGGAGACCUUUCAAACACCAGGCGGUGUUGGCAGUGUGGGGAGUCCCUGGUGGGAAAGGUCCCGUUUCAAUACCUAGACUUCAGCUUCUGCACCCCUCGCUGUGUCCAGGAGCACCGCAAGGCUAAUGUGGCUAACAGGAGCAGGGCAGGAAACUGACGAUCAUGUUGCUACCGCCACAACCCUACCAUACUGUUGCCACUUCACCAUAGAAGCCUCAGGCCUGCUAAUCUAUUGGUUGGUGGGGACAGAGCACGCAGACCCAGAGACCUAACUGGACCAAGCCCCAGACCUCAGUCAAUCUGCAUCUUGAUGUUGCCCAUCUGAUAGGAUUAAAAUGCACAGAAAUAGAAUUAAUAUAACAUAUGAAUGGGGACCCCUGUUCUAUUCAUUAUAUUUCUAUGCAUUUAAUCCCAUCAAAUAGGCCAAAAUCCAGAUGGAUAACUUUAGAUGAAAACUGGACCCGGUGACUAUAAGACGAGCAGCUUUGUUACGAUUCAGUUUAACUCAGAAGAUCUGCCUUGUAGCACCGUUGGGAAUGUGAAAGGUCAUUCUCCGAUUUGAGCCUUGAACAGCGUUUACCGUGAAAGCUGGUUGCCCUUUAAAUGGAGCUGAUCGUUUCAGGAAAGGAGGCAGAGCUGGGGUCUGAACCGGGUCUGAACCGGGUAUGAACCGGGUCUCAACCGGGUCUGAACCGGGUCUGAACCAGGUCUGAUCCGGGUCUGAUCCAGGUCUGAACUGGUGUCAAAUGAAAUCACUGUUGGUGUGGAAUAAUAAACCAUAUUAAUUCAGCUGUACGUGUGAUUGAUGAAACUGUUUAUUCAUGUACACAGUGUUUUUAUGAAAUAGGUAUAUAGUAACGUGCCAAAACAUACAUUAUCUGACAGAAGCACAGCAACUCAUGUUAUUAAAUCAUGUCAAAACAAUGA